Molecule: messenger RNA, 1520 nt
Organism: Polypterus senegalus (gray bichir)
Lineage: Eukaryota; Metazoa; Chordata; Cladistia; Polypteriformes; Polypteridae
Product: glucose-dependent insulinotropic receptor
Exons: 2
Coding region: 350-1336 (328 amino acids)
Biological process (GO): G protein-coupled receptor signaling pathway
Cellular component (GO): membrane
Molecular function (GO): G protein-coupled receptor activity; phosphatidylcholine binding
Source: RefSeq, a predicted model, not a curated record
UUGGUAAUGAGGGAUUCGCAUUAGCCAGAUGUUUUCUUCUUGGCAGCUGAACUGGGAGAUAAAUUCUUGUUUUGUUACUGAGUUACAAAUGUAUUAAGCUGAAUUAAAAAAAGAGGAAGUGAGGAAGAAAGAACACAAGGACUUAAGUCAGUGCGCAUACUAAGCAUGACUUCCUGCAUUUAGAAACAUUCAUGAGUAUGCGUUUUUCUCUUAACUUCAAAAAACAAACAGCAGUUAUUUCAAAUUACAACCUUCUGACUAAGAAAUGAUGGAUGAAUGCUGGAAAUAUUUCUUCCUACACCUUGCUUGCUGAUAAAUUAGAAACGUAAGGCUGGACUCAUUUUAAACAAUGAAUUACAAAGUCUUCGGCUGGAUUUUGACAGUGUCAUCGGUCCUCAUUGUAACUACAAAUCUCUUGAUUGCUUCAGCUCUUCUACUACUCAUUCGGAGAAAAAAGAAUAAAAGCUGGUACUUUGUAUUUAACUUGGCUGUGGCAGAUAUCUUGGUGGGGUUUGCAAUAAUUGGGAUUGUAAAGGAGGUCUUCAAUUCUAAUACAUUGCAAACCCAAAAAACAACGUGUCUCAUUCGCAUGGCCUGGGUUACUUCAUCUUCAACAGCAUCAAUUCUUGCUAUGUUCCUAAUUGCUUUUGAUCGCUACCUGGCCAUUAAACAGCCUUUCCGUUACCUGCAGAUUAUGACUGCUAUUGUUGUAGCUGCUUGCAUCUGUGGACAGUGGCUCCUCUCCUUCUUGAUAGGUUUCCUACCAGUAAUGGUGAAAGAACUCCAGACAAGCACCUAUAAUGACGUCUGUACCUUCUUCUCUGUAGUGCGUCCUAAGGCCAUGAUCUUGGUAUUUUCUGUGGGCUUCUUUCCUGUGUUAUGUGUGUUCAUCUAUUUCUACUGCGAUAUCUUAAAAAUUGCUUACUCUCACCAACGUCAGAUCCGAGAGGCUCAGCCUGCUGGCAGCCUUCCUCAGCAACCGGGUUACUUUCACCGAGAUAUGAAAGCCUUGCGGACAGUGACAAUCCAGGUGGGCUGUUUCACCCUGUCUUGGGCACCGUUCUUUGUGGUUUGUGCUAUACAAGCUUGUUGUGAGACGUGUUACCUGUAUCAAGUAAUAGAGAACUACCUAUGGCUCUUGGGACUUUCCAACUCCUUGCUUAAUCCAUUGGUCUAUGCUUGUUGGCAACGAGAUGUCAGGGAACAGGUAUGGCUGCUGUUUAUUCACAUGAAGACCAUAGUUGUUUCAGCAACAGUGUGGAAAAACAGGGCAAGAGGGGUCAACAUUGCUCACGUACAUCACAACCAAAUUGAAGCAACUGCACCUGCAAUGUGAUAUUUUCUGCUGGACGCAAAAGAAGACUGCAUCUUCCUCCUACUUAGCAGUGAAUAAUGAAACAAAAGGGCAUCAAACUGUCUAAAAAGGACUUGUUUGUGGAUUUGUAAAAGUAUAUAAUGCAUCCUACCUUUUUGACUUUUCUAGCACAACAAACUCAAAUAAAAUUACAGGAGUCAAAAUA